UUUUGUAAGUACAGACAUGAGUACGUUUGCCAUCUGUCACAGACCGUUAGACGGAACCAAAUGUCUUGCGUGUUCCAGGACGGACAUAUCAAAGUGUUACAAACACGUGUUGAUGGAGCGCUGUGUUCGAAAUUCUAAAUUUGUUGUCCCGAUGUGAGGUGUAAACCGACAUAUCUACACUAUUCUGUGUAACUUAUCCAUUCUACACCACCGAGAACUACAGUCGACAACGCCGUGCCUUGGUUUAUUUUGGAUCAAUGGACUUGUCAGGAAAGUCUCCAAACUGGAUGCUGUUGCACCCAGAGUAUAUCAGGAUGACGAAACUCGACGUGGAAGACAGUGAACAAGCCCAUGCUGCUUUCCUUGUUUACAUGGACCUCACUGAGGUGCGUCAUUGGAAAGAGGUGUCCUGUGUUAAAAGUGAUCAACUCAAACUAGUUUUGCUGGAAGCGAAAGAGAAAGAAGGAUCGGCCGUUCAGUCAGUUCUCCCUCUGCCUGUGCAUCGCUCUCUGAGCCACAACGAUAUACGACACGUUUUGGACAGAGGUUUUCCUAUGCUGCUGUGUGCUGUAGCCUCAGACUCCACGCUGGUCUACCAGAGGUUAACUGAUGGCUUGGUGACCCCCGACCCACCAGUAGGUCCCUUCCAAGACGGGGGACGCCGGCAGCACAGGAAGAGACGACAGCAGCAGUCGACAUAAGAUGGGAAGCACAAAUGACGGUGCGUAAAUUAUAAUGGAAUUAUCUGCGAGGUCCUGCUAGGAUGUAUUAGUAUGAUGAUGUCUUAACUAGUACGACCUUCAAAUAAAUAUCAAAGAUAAUGAAUGAAAGUUAUACGAGUAGGCCAAAAGUGGAAUCACAUUGCAAUACUAAUAGGAGUCAAAAUGUUUUCCAUCCGCUAAUAGUAUGAAAUUACACAUUUCAAAAGUGGAGACAUUUUUCCAGGUUAAACUUUUGACGCCAGUUUUAGUUCACACAUUUGGGUCAACAGCAGUCGAGAUCAGUUUAAAAAGAAAAUAUUUUUAUUUUUUUUCUAGAAAAACAAAAGACCAACAUUGACAGUAACACCGGUGAGUGAAAGACUAACUCCAAAUAGUACGUGACUUCACCCAAGCAGGGUUCAUCUGGACCGUGAUAUUGAAGCGGGUCAGUACGUAGUGAGUCGAUCGUGCGAGUGUGAGUGUUUUAAUGUUCGGUGAUGGAAGGAAGCAACCCUGAGCCUUGUUUCACAUAAAUAUAUUAGAAAGAAAUGAGGGCAGACGCACAGACUUUUAAUUUGGGCCCAGAAAUGGUAGAAAAGAGAUUAGUUUCUUGGAAUGCAGAAGCCAACCUGGUGAUUUUUUAAGGGCGGCAGAUGGAGGCAGUGGGUGGGUGGGUGGCUGGGCCUCAUGCAUGAAACAUCUGUUCGCAACGUUUUGCUCACUACUAAUUCAAUUGUUAAUUUUCUUUUCUUUUUUUUUUUUAAUCACCAGGCUUUAAGUCUCUGUAAGCCGCAUGGAAGCUGCUUUGAAACACAAUGAAAUAGCUAACAUUUCAUGAAAACAUGACUCAAGGCAAAGGAAUUUGAAUUGCUGAAUACACGUUUCUUCUUUUUCACCCCCAAAGAAUUCAUUGAGAAGAGCACAGCUGACACCCUUAAUGUAUUAGCCCAUUUGAUUUCGGAUCAAAUUAAAAGAUGCUAUAAUAUAUGUAUCUUAUUUUUCCCCAUAAUUAUAUUUAAGUGGCAAAUCAGAAACGUUCAUGCAUGAAGCCCUAUUUUCUGACUUGUCGUAAACGUCCAGCCGUGACUUUAAGGAGAAAUCCAAGCAAAGAGUCCCUCUUGAUCCCUGACAUCCCAUGAUGGCUUUUCAAUAAAGUAAACAAAAACGAAGUCCUCAACUCGUAAGCCGUCUUUGAUUUUUGGUCAUUGGAUGAGACAAGAAGGAGCUUGGUGUUGAGCAGGAAGGGCAAGAAGUUGCUCAGUGGAGUUUUGUCCUUCUGCCCUUGAAAACAGGUGGAAUGAUACACUGCAACACUGACAUGCUCUCCAUUUGAUGGCUGCUUGAUCGUGGUGCUAUGUCACAUCUUCCUCCUCUGAGCAGUAAUCCCUGCCCUGGAAGAAAUUGAUACUUUAGGAUAUAAUACGGUAGCAGAAAGGUCAACUCACUUGAAAGUUAGCAGCCGUUUGUCAAAUACUGAACUAUUAUUCAAAACCGAAGCCUCGAGAUGUUUUUAAUGCCACUCCCCUUUUAUGUUUACUGCCAAAUUAAAUAUCAAAGAAAA
Molecule: messenger RNA, 2262 nt
Organism: Syngnathus acus (greater pipefish)
Lineage: Eukaryota; Metazoa; Chordata; Actinopteri; Syngnathiformes; Syngnathidae
Gene: tsen15
Product: TSEN15 tRNA splicing endonuclease subunit
Exons: 5
Coding region: 258-701 (147 amino acids)
Biological process (GO): tRNA splicing, via endonucleolytic cleavage and ligation
Molecular function (GO): nucleic acid binding
Source: RefSeq, a predicted model, not a curated record